CUCUCAGAUGAAGAUACGCUGAAGACUGCUGCGUGCAAGAAGGUGGUGACUUUUGAUCUGAGCUCCUCUGAGGAGACCAGCAGCAUGUCCAGUGCAAUUCUGGGCCAGAAUAAAUUUGAUUUGAGGACGGAGUUAUGGCCCAUCCUCCAGCAGGACAAGAUCCAGCAGCUGAGRGACUCGGUGCAGAGCAUCUCCAGUGAGCUGAACGGGGUGCUGGGGGUGCUGGACUCCCUGAGCCACCACCAGUCCCCUCUGUUCACCUCCACACGCCGUGAGGGUGCCCCUCUUUCCUUGGGGAGCCUUUUGGGGAGCAGCUCUGUGGGGAACACCCCCAGGGCACCUCCCCUGGAGCCGUGGGCCCGGAGCAGCGGGCUCAGCUCUGCUUACUCCAUCUCAGCACAGUCAGUGGACAGCAUCCUGGCAGACAAAUGGCACAGGUAUUUCCCAGGUGGGUUCUCGUCCCUCGGUGGCAGCUCUGUGCCUCUGGACAGCAGGCUGAGAUACGUCCCUGCAGAAGAGCAAAUCCGGCUGUUCCAGCAUUCCAAGUUCCGUGAGCCAGAGAAGAGGAGCAUCGAAGGGAUGAUUGAGAGCAACAAGAAAUGGCUGAAAGACUUCGAUAAGGAUUUCAAAGUACCUUUGUCCCUGCAGCCACAGAAACCCCCAGGCAGCAGCCCCAGCCUCCUGCAGCUGGGAGUGGAUGAAAACAGAGAGAUCAAGGUGUACCACUACUGAAAGCUGCGGAGCCGCUCGCCCGUUCUGGCUGACGAGGACGCCGCACUUGAAGGGAGCCCAUCUGUGAGGAACCAUCUUCAAMGCCUUUCUCCUGAGCCAGCUGCUGGAGGGAGGCUGUGAAGCUGCUGCCCCACACCCCCUGUGCUGAGUGAGCCCCUCCUGGCUGAGGAUGGGCAUGGGGGGAGGCAGAGCCCCCUGCCCGGGUGCCCACACGCUGUGAGCCUGGCACGGGGAUGUUUACAUGCAAAUAGAAAUAUAUUUUUGAUGAACAUCAUUUAAAGACUCUUUAAGAAUGUAUGUAUUUUAUUUUUUUUUCUGUUUUUUUCUUAGAAUUUUUUGUAAUUACCCAACCAGCCUUAUUCCUUCCUAGGAAAGGAGGGAUCAGAACACGGGUAUCCAUUCUGCUGUUGUGUUGCACAAACCCCUUCCUGCAGGGAUUUUGCUUUUAGUUUGCUGRAUAUUAGGAGGAAUCAUGGCAGUCUGUCCAGCCAGGGGUUUACAAGGGACCCCACAGCUGUGGUUUGCUGUGGCCAAAGCCAUAUCACCGAGUCCAUUCUGCAUUUUGGAUUAGUGGUGCAGGGAAAUGCCAUUUUCUUUAACAAUAACUCUGUUUGAAACAUGCUCUUUUUUUUUUCCCUGUUAAAACCUCGGAUGGCAGCUGUAUCUGGUUUUGUACAAAAUUAAAUCAACACGAGCCUGUUUUGUA
Malurus melanocephalus (red-backed fairy wren) is the source of this 1438-nucleotide messenger RNA. Its product is annotated as centrosomal protein of 164 kDa-like. The transcript is spliced from 6 exons. The record is from RefSeq and is a predicted model, not a curated record. The annotation marks the transcript as partial. Lineage: Eukaryota; Metazoa; Chordata; Aves; Passeriformes; Maluridae.